AUGUCUUCGCCACUAAGCCACGCUUCACUGGGUGUGGCACUGCUGGAGGGCAAGCUACACAAACACUCACCCAAGAAAGCGCGAGUGAAGCGCUGGCAGAGGCGACACUUCGUCCUCACCCCCUCCGCGCUCACCUACUACAAGAAAAAAGGAGAUGCAACGCCGUUGGGCGUGGUCGACGUGGCACAUAUCAUACGGGUCGAUGUGCAGGGCGGUAGCCGAGCCACCACCAGCGCGGCCGACAGUCCCAGCUCCUCCAGUAAAUCGGACGCGGGCAAGCGCAAGGUGUUCGAUGUGGAGACCUCGUCGGGCCGCGUCUACGUGCUCGCCGCCGACACCGACGACAACGCCAGGCGCUGGGUGGAGACCCUGCAUCUCGUCCUCCAGGCGCCCAAGAUCUCGACGCCCUCCGCGCCCCUCUCUUGGACACAGAAUGAGGCCCCUGACCUGCCUGUCGAGGAGGCGCGAGCGGUGCCGAUCGUCGCGUUUCGAGGGCUGGAGCACGGGCUCUCGGGUCUCAAGAAGUCGCCCACAGCCGCCGGUAGCAGCACCGCCACAAAGAGGGAGGAGGAGGAAGGGGUGAGCCUGCUCCCGGGCGAGCGGGUGCUAACCAAGCAGGACAGCGUCUUCAUCUCCCAGCACCACCGCAGUGAUGGGCGCUGGGGCCACUUCUGGAUGACCACCUACCGCUUCAUCUUCUUCUCCAAGGUGAUCCUGAUCCCCCCAGAUGAGUCGGUUCCGCUUUCGCUUUUGACAAAGGUGGAAAGUGCGAAGCACGAGGAAAGAGAUCUUUCCGGGUUCCUCCUUUCGUGCAAGGACUUCCGCGUCAUCUCCCUCUUCUUCCUCCACCCCGAAUCCCUCGGCACCAUCAACUCCCUCUUCAAGCACCUCCUCUUCCCGCCCAAGAUCGGUGACCUCUAUGCGUUCCAGAGCGAGGAGAAGUUCCCGCUUCGCUCCGAGCUCCAGGGGUGGCCGCUCUACCGCAUCGACAAGGAAUUCGCACGGCAGCAACUCAGCGGCGAUCACUGGCGAGUGACCACCUACAACAAGUCCUACAGCUUGCCCCACUUCCCCAACAGCUUCAUCGUCCCCGCUUCCCUCUCGGACGAUAUGAUUGGAAAAUUGGGCGAAGGAGUGAACAAGUGGCAGCGGUGGGUGCUGGCCCUCUGCUGGCAGAACAGCAAAUCCGUGGCCAGGGGCUGUCUGCUUCGCACGUCGGAGUUCACGCUCACCAGCGACCCGUCGGUAUCGCUAGCGUCGAGCCCGUUCGACGGCAAGCGCACCGAGUCGAAGCGUCUGGAAUCCAAGCGCGGCAACCACCAGCCCAUCGCCGAACAGCGCAGCAUGCUGGGCGAGGUGUUGCUUCUCCAUCCGCGGGCCGAGGCACUGCAUGUCUUCAACACCUCGCUCGUGCGGAAGAAAUUCACCUACCUCGCUCCGACCGAAGCAGCGCCCGGCGCUGUGGAGACCAUCAAAGUCGAGACUGGGCUGAUCGUGACCCACAACACGGGCCUGUUGGCGCCCGCGCUGGUGAGCCGAAGCCUGCUGAAGCUCUCGUCGCUCAUUCAGAGCUUCGACCCGAACAGCUUCACGCGCGGCCAACAGAAGAAGCCGGGCGCGGGCGACAAAAAGCGAGAGGACGAGGUGCCGCUGCACAGGCUGAAGGAGUCCUGGGAGGAGGCGCUCGAUUCCACGCACUGGCUCGAGAGCAUCCGACAGCUGCUCAACACCACCUCGGAGGUGGUCAACCUCAUGCAACGCGGCGAACCCGUGGUCAUCCAAAGCUCCGAUGGCGACGGCGCGGUGCCGCAGGUGACAAGCCUUGUCCAGGUGUGCUUGGACCCGUACUUCCGCACCGUCGUUGGUUUCUGCUUCCUGAUCGAGAAGGAGUGGAUGGCCUAUGUGCACAAGUGGGGCCAGCAGCACAAGAACAAGUAUCAGCCCAAGCAACACUCGCACAUGUUCACACAGUUCAUCGACGCGGUGUGGCAACUGUGGAGCCAAACGCCACAGGCGUUCGAGUUCGACAACGUGCUCCUGCUGUUCCUCCUCGAGUCCGUGUACAGCGCACGCUUCGGCUCUUUCCUCGCUGAUUGCCAGAAGGACAGAAUCAAAGGCAAGCUGCUGCUUUCCUCGAGCACGGUUUCGGUGUGGAGCUACAUCCACGAGAACGAGGAGCUCUUCCGGAGCGACCUCUACCAGCCCAAUCUGUCGAUUCCUCUCCAGCCGCAGCCCAACGACGUCAAACUGUGGACUGAGUACUAUAUGCGCUGGGCCUGUUACUCUUCAACGGAGCAGGCCGUGAAAGCCAUACGCCUCGAGACCUCUAAAGCCGACCACGACGACGUAAGCGAUGUCGAGCUCAAUCUGAGCAAUCACCUCCUCUACACGGUGCCUCCAUCUAUUCUCCCCGUACCGAGGCUCACCGCCCUCGACCUCUCGCAGAACUUCAUCAGCACCCUGGCCUUCAGCAUCUCGCCUCUAUCGUCGCUGCGGUCGCUCGACCUGUCCCACAACCUGCUGACCUGCCUGCCCACCCACCUGGUGGCCUCGCUGCCGCAGCUCGUCCACCUCGCCAGCCUCAGCCUCGCGCACAAUCGGCUGUGGGACCUCUCGGCGCUCCCCUCCCACCAGCUCCGCGCCCUCACCCACCUCGACCUCUCCCACAAUCGCCUCUCCGCCAUGCCCGCGCACCUGUCGUGCUUGACCCGCCUCCAGGUGCUGAGCCUCGCCGGCAACGCCUUCACCGGCGGCAAUGGAAAGGAAGGCGUGCCAGAGGUGCUUCAUUUGGUGCCGUCGCUGGUGUCGCUCGAUCUGGCCCACAACGCGAUCAGCUCGCUCUCGGCGCGGUUCUUUGCCAGCCUCACGGGGCUCGAGUCGCUGAACCUCUCCAGCUGCUCGCUCGUCAAGAUCGAGCCGGGCCUCUCGCACCUGGCCAAGCUGCGCGUGCUGCACCUCUCGAACAACCCCCAGCUAUGCGAACUGCCCGGCGAUUUGUGGCAGCUGUCCUCCCUCGAGGAGUUCCACGCCCGCAACUGCCUGGGCUUCGCCCGACCGACCAAAUCGGCCGACGCGCCCACGUCACCGCCGACCGGGCUGCACGGAUCGGUGCUUCUCAGGAAGAAGCGCCUCGGCACUGUUCGCAUCGGCAUCCCUGCAGCGGAGACGCCGGACACCGCCAACACCGCGGCGGCACUGCCGGUCGAGUUCGGGUUCCUGGGGCAGCUGCGCACGCUGGACAUCGCCAACAACGCCAUCGCGUCGAUCCCGGCCGGGUGCUUUGUCAAGUGGAGUCGCCUGGAGCGGCUCCUGGUCAACGACAACCGGCUCACGGCGCUGAGCGCGGAUGUCGGCUCGCUGAGCGCGCUCAAGGAGCUGGACCUGCGCAACAACCGGCUGCGCGCGCUCACCGCCGAGAUCGCCAACCUCAAGCAGCUGACCAAGCUGAACCUCGAGGGCAACUGGAUCGCCGAGUUGCCGGCCCAGCUGAGUACCAUGCAGCUCCACUCGCUCGAGGUGGGGCCACAACACGGGUGCAUUCGUUCGCCUCCGCCGGAGAUCGUGUCGAUGGGGUCGUCGAGCGUCAUCUCGUACUUGAGCCAGCUUCUGCGGGGCCAGCAGCUCUGCUUCCGCAUGAAACUCAUGUUCGUGGGCCAGGAAAACGUCGGGAAAACGUCACUGCUUCGCGCCCUGCAGCGGAGGGAGAAGAAGAUCAGGUCCUUAGUCCGGUCGCCCAGCGCGAAGCUGGUCCGCCAGAUCGCCGUGCUUGACGACGACAAUACCAACGCCGUCCCCCUGUCCACCGACGGUAUUGAGAUCAACCCGUGGAACCUUGCCAUGCCCUGGGGCAACGACGCGCCGAUGAUGGAGCUCUCCGCCUGGGACUUUGCUGGCCAAGAAAUCUACUACUCCACGCACCAGUUCUUCCUCUCGGAACGUUCGCUGUACGUGGUGGUGUUCAACCUGCUCGCUCCCGAGCAGUCCCACGUCGAAUACUGGCUGCGCUCCGUCCGCACUGCGGGAGGAAACUCGCCGAUCCUCCUGAUCGGCACCCAUGCCGAGGACGAACGAUGUACCGAUGACUAUCUCAACAUCAUGCAGCAGAGGUUGACGAAGAAGUACUGCGCCCGGUUUCCCAACAUUUUGGGCAUCCACUUCGAACAUAUGGGCCAGCCGGUUCCUUCCAACUACCUGGAGCUGGAAAAGCUGCUGGUGGCGCAGGGCAAGGAACGCAUGCCGCCCAUCAUGUCCUGGGACGAAUUCCGGUCGUUGGCCCGGCUGUGCCUCAUCGAACGCGAGCACGACCUGCUGGCCGCCACCUCGCUGCUGCACAACUUUGGCUCGCUGGUCCACUUCCCCAACGACGAAAAGCUCAAGGACGUGGUCAUCCUGGAGCCCCAAUGGCUGAUGAACGUCAUGUCCACCGUCGUGUCGACCAAGCACAACUACUGCAAGAACGGAGUCAUGCCUCACUCGGCGUUGCCCCACAUCUGGAGGGUGCCCACGUACCCGCCGCAGGUGCACCCGUUCAUCCUCUCCCUGCUGGAGCGGUUCGAGCUGUCGUUCCCCGUGGGCGCCCACAUCCACAAGCUGGGCGACUACGCCGCCCUUCUGCGCUCGGGCGGCGAGGCCGGUUCCAAUGCCCCCGCCCCCAGUCUGGAAGAGCCUCUGUACCUCAUCCCCUCGCUGCUCCCCGAAGUGCGGCCCCUCAAGCUCUCGUCCCUGUGGCCCCUCUACUGCCGUGAAGGCGAGUCGAUCUUCGGUCGGUGCUAUCGAUUCGAGUUCGUACCCAAGGGGUUCAUGGGCCGGCUCAUUAUCCGUCUGCUGGCGUUCCCGCUCGCCGCACAGCUGUAUUGGCGCCAUGGCAUCCUGGCCCACAUAGGAAGGUACACUGGCGUGUCGGCAAAGGUGCUUGUGCCCUGCUCGCACUGCAUGGUCCUGAGCGGACAGAAGUCGCCCUUCAUGUUUCCGCUCGAGAAGUGCCAGCAGGCCGCCACUUCUCCCAACCAAUCCAUUCUCUUCUGUCCCAUCAACGGCAAUACGGGGCAAGGAGAGCCCAAGCCGGUCCGUCUCGAUCACAUCGCACCGGAUCUGGCCAUGGUGCAUCUCGACCGGCACAAGAUCAAGUGGUCAGACCUGGAGAAGGAGGAGACUCAAGUCAUCGGCGUUGGCGGGUUUGCGUCGGUGUACAAGGGCAAGUACCUGGGCGAGCCCGUGGCGAUCAAGGAGCUGCGGAGCGCCGAGCUGGACCCCACGUUCAGCGAUCAGGGCGGCGUCAAUCGCAGCGACGAAUCACGGCGUCUCACCUACGAGGAGUUCCGACACGAAGUGUGGAUCAUGAGCGGCCUGGCGCAUCCGAACCUGGUCGGACUGCGAGGGUUCUGCUUGGAGCCGCCCUGCAUUGUGACAGAGCUCGUCGAGGCCGGCUCGCUGUUCGAUUUUCUGUCCGACCCGGCCAAGAGCGUCGCGCUCGACUGGCCCCUGCGUCUCAAGAUCGCCAAGGACAUCGCCAAGGCGUGCGCGUUCCUUCACAGCACAUCGCCGCCGGUGAUGCAUCGCGAUCUGAAGAGCCCCAACAUCCUGGCACGUUACCACACUUCCACUGCCGCGGUGGUGGCCAAGGUGUGCGAUUUCGGCGUGUCCCUUAGUACCGCUGAACGUACGGCUAUGCGAAAGGUCGACUGUCCGGGUGACCUGCUCCACCGGCUCACCGGACACAAUCAGUUGGUGCGAUUUAUCGCUUCCUCCCCCGUAGAGAACGCCCUCCUCACCUGCAGUGACGACUCCCGGGCACGCUUCUGGGUGGUCUAA
This is a messenger RNA of Acanthamoeba castellanii str. Neff, 5811 nucleotides long. RefSeq names its product leucine rich repeat domain containing protein. Gene Ontology annotation, molecular function: ATP binding; protein kinase activity; protein binding. The record is from RefSeq and is a predicted model, not a curated record. NCBI's taxonomy places the organism in Eukaryota, Discosea, Longamoebia, Acanthamoebidae. The transcript is spliced from 36 exons. Bases 1 to 5811 code for a protein of 1936 amino acids. Gene Ontology annotation, biological process: protein phosphorylation.